GUUCAAUGACAGCUGUCAUGUUGACAUUUGCGUUGUGAUGUGAUUUGUAUUGUCUUGUACUUGGCACAAUUUUGCAAAUAAAUUGAAAUUUCAUAAAGUUAGUUAGCUAUUUAGUCAUGGCUAAUUACAAUCCCAAUGAUUAUGCUUGGCAAACCCAAAACAACAGCCAAAGUUAUACAUUUGAUACUUCCAAUACCUUUGUUGAUCCAGGCCAAACUCUUGACUUCCAGACAUUUCCUACAGAGCACCAAAAUUUUUCAUAUGAUCAAACUCAAGGCACACUUCCUCCAAAUAACAAUCAGUACUAUAAUCCAAACUUAUUUACACCAGCACCAAUAACUGGAGAAGCUCCAGGAGAAACAACAGAGUUUGAUGAGCCUCCUUUAUUAGAUGAGUUGGAGAUAUACCCAGACAGGAUAUUGGAGAAAACAUUAGCAGUACUAAAUCCUUUUCAUGGACAAUCUAAAGCUGAUGAUGCUAAUUUCUUAUUGAGGGACACUGAUAUAGCUGGACCUAUAGCAUUUUGUCUUGCAUUGGCGGUUUGUUUAUUCCUCUCAGGAAACAAGGCACACUUUGGAUAUGUGUAUGGUCUCUCAGUCAUGUCAGUUAUAUUAAUGUAUUUUUUAUUGUCUCUGAUGAGUCGCACAGAAGGUGUUUUUACUGUACUAAGUGUAGCUAGUGUGCUGGGAUACUGUAUGUUGCCUAUGGUAGUAUUGGCUGGAUUAGGAAUUUUUGUUUCUUUAGAAGGAACUAUAGGACUGAUGAUAUCUGCAGUUGCAGUGAUUUGGUCAGCUUUAUCAGCAAGCAGAUUGUUUGUGACUAUGUCUGGAGAUGCUGAACAAAGACCAUUGAUAGCAUAUCCUUGUGCUCUAGUAAAUGGAGUAUUUGCUUUGCUGGUACUUUUUUAACUUAAUAAAUUAAAGGUUUGUAUUACCAUAGACCUCCACAGGAAGGAGUGUAAAUUACUGAGUAUAAUGAAAUUAUGUUAAUAAACAAAAUAACCUUUAUUUUGUAAUAUAAAAUCAAAAAUUUUGUUGUAAAUUUCUCGAAAUUUGAGAAGUUUACUUGUAUGAUGUGCUGCAAUGUGUAAAUAAACAUUUAAUAACA
This is a messenger RNA of Amyelois transitella, 1107 nucleotides long. It is a transcript of the gene Yip1d1, whose product is annotated as protein YIPF5. The coding region runs from base 117 to 908 and encodes 263 amino acids. The transcript is spliced from 2 exons. Gene Ontology annotation, biological process: endoplasmic reticulum to Golgi vesicle-mediated transport; vesicle fusion with Golgi apparatus. The record is from RefSeq and is a predicted model, not a curated record. Gene Ontology annotation, cellular component: trans-Golgi network. Lineage: Eukaryota; Metazoa; Arthropoda; Insecta; Lepidoptera; Pyralidae.